Bacidia gigantensis is the source of this 1812-nucleotide messenger RNA. RefSeq lists its product as uncharacterized. The record is from RefSeq and is a predicted model, not a curated record. Gene Ontology annotation, molecular function: ATP hydrolysis activity; ATP binding. Gene Ontology annotation, cellular component: mitochondrial inner membrane. The coding region runs from base 1 to 1812 and encodes 603 amino acids. The transcript has 2 exons. Lineage: Eukaryota; Fungi; Ascomycota; Lecanoromycetes; Lecanorales; Ramalinaceae. Gene Ontology annotation, biological process: protein insertion into mitochondrial inner membrane from matrix; mitochondrial respiratory chain complex III assembly.
AUGAAGCAAGUCUUCAAACCCUUUGCGCGGGUGGAAAUGUCGGACAAUACUACAUCCAGGAACAUCACUCAGCUGCCUGCUAAUAUCAUCGAAGCCUUCAUUCCUGGAUAUUCCAUCAUAUCAAAAUUGUUGCUGGAUGCCCUCGGUUUUGACAUUACCUUCGUGGUUUCUGCCUGUGUCCUAGCCGUAGGUCUUGGUACUGCUCUGAAAUACAUUUGGAGUUAUGUGUACGACAAGGUCACCCGUUACUUGAUGAGCUACAUCCGCAUAGAGUAUGAUGACGACAUCUAUGACUACGUCAUGGAAUGGGUUGCUGCCCACACACUAUCUCGGAAUUCGAGAAAUCUGAUUGCCAAAACGGGCUACGAAAACCACUGGGAGAUCAAUGAUGACGAGGAAGGCUAUGCGCACCAGGUCACUGCUGAAGGCUAUAUCGAUUUCCGGAAUUGGGAAGCGAAGAAGCCACCGAAAUACGAGCCAUCCUACGGAAAGCACUUCUUCUACCAUAAGGGCCAUCUUCUUCUAUUCCAACGGGAUCAGAAGACUAUGGUAGACUCUGGAUGGGGUGGAUAUACUACAAUGAGAGACAGUGAGUUCGUUACGCUAUCCUGUCUUGGAAGGUCAACAAAUCCGAUCAAGGAGCUCAUCAAAGAAGCGAAAGACUUCUAUAUUAGCAAGCAGAAGUCGUGCACGACCGUACGUCGUCCAGCGCCAAAGCAAAGUCGCACCAAUAAAGGCGGAAGCUGGCAGCGGGCGGCGACACGACCUUCCAGACCCAUGCAAACUGUCGUUCUGAAUCAUAAAGUGAAGAAUGACGUGCUGAAAGAUGUCAACGAAUAUCUCCAUCCUGCCACCCCCCGAUGGUACAGUAAUCGGGGAAUUCCAUACCGUCGCGGCUACCUGUUGCACGGGCCCCCAGGAACUGGAAAGAGCUCCCUAGCGUGGGCAAUUGCUGGUGUCUUCGGAAUAGACAUUUACUGCAUCUCGCUUGUUGAUCCCAAUUUGACCGAAGAAGAGCUUGGCAUGCUGUUUACAAGCCUUCCUCGUCGUUGUGUCGUCUUACUGGAAGACAUAGAUAGUGCGGGCCUCAGUAAUCGUCAAGAAGCUCCGAGUGCCGAAGCAGAAACAAAAUCCGAAGACCCCAAGGCCAAAGCGGAGGCGGUUGUGAUCAAAGCUCUCGAAGGAGCGUCGAAGAAACUCAAGGAUAAGGAACGAGAAGGUAUCUCACUGUCAGGGCUUCUGAAUGCUAUCGAUGGCGUUGCGUCACAUGAAGGGAGGGUUCUGAUUAUGACCACGAACUUCCCAGACAGACUUGAUGAAGCAUUGACACGUCCCGGCCGAAUCGACAUGAAAGUCCCAUUCACCAAUGCGACUCGAGAGCAGAUUCGCGAACUCUUCACUCGCAUGUAUUCCCCAGAUACUCCGGUUGGAGCCCUAAAGACGAGACCAAAAGUUGGUAAUGCCCCUGUGCAGAAAUUACAGCUUGAUGCGAUAUCGACUUUUAGCGAGAAGCUUUUGACGACAAAGGCCGAUGAUGCUAAUUCUUUGACGCCUCCAUACACGCCGAUGCAAGCUAGCACGCCAAUGACUUCCCCAUCGAGCACGAGUCUUGAAGAUGACACCGAUAUUGAGGAGAUAGCUGCAAAAUUUGCAGCGGCGAUUCCAGAAGAUACUUUGACACCAGCUGAGAUUCAGGGGUUUUUACUAAAGCAUAAGAAAGAGCCAGCUAAGGCUUUGACUGACGUUGAGUCCUGGCGGGACCGUGUUCUGGCUGCAAAGGAGAAGAAAGCCUUGGCGGAGAAGAAACAUUAG